Ictalurus punctatus (channel catfish) is the source of this 1247-nucleotide messenger RNA. RefSeq names its product pdgfa associated protein 1b (gene pdap1b). Gene Ontology annotation, cellular component: cytosol. The transcript is spliced from 6 exons. Lineage: Eukaryota; Metazoa; Chordata; Actinopteri; Siluriformes; Ictaluridae. The record is from RefSeq and is a predicted model, not a curated record. Gene Ontology annotation, molecular function: RNA binding. The coding region runs from base 347 to 883 and encodes 178 amino acids.
GUGUCCGUGCAGUGCCUGAGAGAAAAUAAAAGCGAUAGCAUGGUAGACUGAUUUUUGGUAGGCUGAGAUUAGUGUUUUGAAGAGAACUGGAUGUUAUUGUUUGUUUCUUUUGUUUUCCAUUAUCAUAAGUAAUUAGUCAUUGGAUUAUCCCAACUUUUAUUAUACUUGUAGAGUUUGUUACGCUUUUUUAAACUUGUGUUAUUGUUAGCAACUUAGCUAACACGCUAUAGCUAGCUGUAGUUUUACUUUAUUGUCAGUUUGUCGUGUUGCCCAAAUUGGGAUUCUGCUUAGCUACAUCACUGAAUUAGACAUUAGGUUAAUUAUCUUUUAUCCUCUGAACAUCAUCAUGCCUAAAGGAGGAAAGAAGGGUGGACAUAAGGGUCGGAUGAGAACGUACACAAGUCCCGAAGAGAUAGAUGCUCAGAUGAAAGCUGAAAAAGAACGAAAAAAGAAUGAAGAGGCGGAAGAAGGAGGAGCAGUGAAUGAUAUGAAGGAUGACAAAUUGGCAGGAUCCGGUUCAGAGGACAGUGAUGAUGAAAGCUCUCACAAAAGAAAAGGUGUGGAGGGAUUAAUAGACAUUGAAAACCCUAAUCGUGCUGCUCAGAAAACCAAGAAAGUAACAGAACUAGAACUUGAGGAACCCAAACAGCUUUCUAGAAGAGAGAGAGAGGAGAUCGAAAAACAGAAGGCCAAAGAAAGAUACAUGAAGAUGCAUUUAGCAGGAAAGACAGAUCAAGCCAAAGCAGACUUAGCCCGGCUUGCGAUAAUUCGAAAGCAACGUGAAGAGGCUGCAAAGAAAAAAGAAGAGGAAAGGAAAGCGAAAGAAGCAGCACAAGCAGCACAGGCAGCAGCAAAAGGACUUCAUACACUGUCCCUGAAAUGAUAGUAACAAUAAAAUCAGAAAAGUUUUAAAGAACUGCAGUAUACAAAUAUAUGUAUAUUGAUAUAUAUUUUCGGGGACACGUUUUAUUGUGAUUGUGUUAUGCUUUGUAAGACAUUACAGUGCAACAUUUCAUUGAAAAGGGAUAUUUAUGCAUUCUCAACGCUAACCUUGAAAGGCAGAAAUUGAUGCUUGGGAGUAGGUCAGGGAGUUUUCUGCGAUGUAGUUAAAUGACAAUGCAUAGAUAGUUAGUUAUUUAAUGAUACUAAAUAAAUAAAUAAUUUUAUUAAUAUAUUGUGUUGGAACUGCCAUGUCAGAUUGAAUGAACUGUAAGAUGUCAUAAAAAAAGAUAAUUACUUUAUGAAUA